CACGUGGGAAAGGAACAGGUUGCGUGGCCGUAGUUCCUGUGAACCGUGUUUCAGGGUAUGGUUAGAGAUAUUCAUUGUCUCAGCCCUGAAUAUCAACGUAACAAUUUUUGUGUCAAAUUUGUAUGAUGGGAUCCGAUGAUGAGCAGUAUUUCCAUUGUUGGGUUACAGAAUGCUGCUUUGAGCAGUGAACCACUGUACAAUCCAGACCUGCUCAGGUUAGACUUUUCUCAAAUUAAAACAAAGUUUGAUCCACCUAUUUCUCCAAGUGAACCAGGUGAAGCUCUGAUUGUGCGACCUCUGUGCCCAGCAGACUAUGACAAAGGCUUUGUCCAGCUGCUUAGCCAGCUCACCAAGGUUGGCAACAUCUCCAAGGACCAGUUCCUGAGGCGUUACACAACAAUGAAGGCUUGCCCCAACACUUACUAUGUGACUGUGAUAGAGGACACACGGAGUAGUCAUAUUGUGGGGUCUGCUACACUGAUUGUGGAACAGAAGUUCAUCCACGAGUGUGCAGUGAGAGGGCGCCUGGAGGAUGUGGUGGUGAGUGAUGACUACCGUGGGAAGCAGCUUGGAAAACUGAUCAUCAUGACCAUCACACUGCUGGCACAGCAUCUGAACUGCUACAAGAUCACACUUGACUGUAAGGACAGGAUGAUCCCAUUAUACACUGGACUUGGAUACAAACUUGAACAAGGUGGCUCCAACUACAUGCAGAUCCGUUUUGACAACAAAAAGCCAUUCAAACUUUAAUGGAGACGUCACAUUCUUCUGCCUUAAACUUCAUCACUCAAAUUACUGAAUUGAUUUCAAUUAAACUUUGUAUUGGAGCUGUACAUAAAAAGCUGACAGAUUAUUUCAUAUGUCUGCACUUGUUUACAAUGUCACUAUCUUACAAGAAACUGAGUUUUAACUUCUUAAAAAAUGGCUCAUUUUAUAAAUGCACAGAUUUCUUCAUGAUCUGUAACUUUCCUUUAUGUAGUGACUACAAAUAAAAAGAAAUAUGUGUCA
Messenger RNA from Zootermopsis nevadensis, 1008 nucleotides. It is a transcript of the gene Gnpnat, whose product is annotated as glucosamine 6-phosphate N-acetyltransferase. Gene Ontology annotation, molecular function: glucosamine 6-phosphate N-acetyltransferase activity. The record is from RefSeq and is a predicted model, not a curated record. NCBI's taxonomy places the organism in Eukaryota, Metazoa, Arthropoda, Insecta, Blattodea, Termopsidae.